Molecule: messenger RNA, 1770 nt
Organism: Micromonas pusilla CCMP1545
Lineage: Eukaryota; Viridiplantae; Chlorophyta; Mamiellophyceae; Mamiellales; Mamiellaceae
Exons: 1
Coding region: 1-1770 (589 amino acids)
Source: RefSeq, a predicted model, not a curated record
AUGCCGCUCCUCUUCUUCCUCCUCGCCCUCGUCCUCGCCCCCGCGAAAGCGCUCGCCGUCGGCGCGGCCGCGGUCGCCGCGCGCGCUUCUCGCGACGGCGCGCUGUGCUUCGCGUCGUCCGCGCGCGACGCGCGCGCCGCCUCGCCGGACGCGACGCCUCCGUGCGCGGAGAUGCGCGCGCUCCUCGACGCGGUGACGCGCGACGCCGCCGCGCCGGCGACGAGCGGCGCGGCGCGCGCGUCGGACGCGUCGUCGCCUCCGCCGCGCGCGCUCGCGGAGGCGUGCGCGUGCGCGACCGCGUCGUUCGUCUGCCGCGCGUCCUCGCGCGUCGGCGCGCGCGUCGCGAGGCAGACGGCCGCGCGCGGCGCCGCCGCGGGCGCGCGCGAGGUCGCGGCGCGCGUCGCCGUCGAGGACGCGUGCGGGAUCCCGUGCGCGCUCGACUUCGACGCGUGCGGCGGCGGCGGCGGCGGCGGCGGCGGCGGCGGUGGCGGCGGCGGCGACGACGUCUCGACCGCGUCCGCGUCCGAGGCGUUCUGCGUCGGACCGACGUGCGACGCGACGUGCGCCGCGUGCGUCGCCGCCGCGGCCGCCGCGGCCGCCACGGACGACGUCCCGUUCGACGCGCUCGCGGAGGCGUGCGGCGUCGACGACGCGUGCAUGUGCGCGCAGUGCCUCGAAACCGGGCUCCUCGUUCGCGUCCCCGUCGACGAGGACGCCACCGCGACGCCGGAGGGGCGCGUCCUCGGGUUCGGCGCGGGAUCGUUCGGGUACUACGGAUACGGGCCGAAUUCGUACUACGGCCCGAGCAGGUAUGGGAACGGGUACGGGAUCGGGUACGGGAACGGGUACGGGAACUACCCGCAGACCGGAGGACCGAGCUACCCCGGCCCGGGGUACCCCAGCGGUCCGGGGUGCGGCGGGGGCUACCCCGGCGGCCCGUACAACUCGUUCCCGUGCACCGCGUACUACUCGCCCGCGUACAAGCCGUGGUUCGUCACCGUGUACAACAAAGCCAAGGCGUUCGUCGUGAGCAAGCUGUGUUACUGGUAUCCGUACUAUCCCGCGUGUUUGCCGCCGCCGCCGGUGAGAAUUUUCCCGCCCUCGCCGAACGGAAUGACGCCGCCCGGUCCCGGACCGCUCUCGCCGCCGUCCCCCGGCCCGGUCUCGCCGCCGGCGCCGACGCCAGGGAUACAGUGCGGAGAUCCGUCGCUCGGGGAACAGACCUGCCAGGGCAUCCCGUGCACCGGCGACGCGACGUGCACGACCGGGACGCCGCAGUGCUGCUGCGACGCGGGGUGCUUCGAUUUCGGCGACUGCUGCGCGGAUCGAGACGCGUGCUGCAACGUCGCGCUGUCGACAUCGAAAUCACGCGCGCGAGGCGACGUCGCGCUCGGUCUCGGUCGACCGGCGUUCAUAGACGCGAUGGAGGACAUCACGGGGCGUCGCCGCGCCGCGAGGGCGCCGACGAUGAACGGGCGCGACGCGACGGGCGCGAGGCGAGGAGGGAACCCGCCGGCGGCGACGGUGGACGCUCGGGAGGCGGUGGCGGAGACGACGCGGCCGGACGCGCGCGCGUUCGCCGCCGCGGUCGCGUCAUUGACGGCGGACGAGACGCCGACGACGCCGAGGCCAACGCCGACGACGCCGUGGGCGAUGCCGACCGUGGUGGAAGCGGAAGCGAUCGAGACGGAGGACGAAGAGGACGCGUCGGCGCCGGCGCCCGCUCCGAGCGGCGCGGAAGCCUCCUCCUACGACGAGGAAGACGCGUGA